Venustampulla echinocandica is the source of this 216-nucleotide messenger RNA. RefSeq lists its product as uncharacterized. The coding region runs from base 1 to 216 and encodes 71 amino acids. The transcript has 2 exons. The record is from RefSeq and is a predicted model, not a curated record. NCBI's taxonomy places the organism in Eukaryota, Fungi, Ascomycota, Leotiomycetes, Helotiales, Pleuroascaceae.
AUGUCAAUCCACGCUGACGUUGCCGACGAAGGCAUCAUUAUGGUGGAGAAGAAUGAGUUGCAUACCAAGUAUGCUACUCCCCGGAGACUUUCUCAGGUCCUCAAGGACCUUCUCGGAGAUAGUGCCGAGUUCCAAGUGGAGAUGCGCCACAAUGUCUACAACAUCAAGUCCUCCAAACCCCUCGACGUAGUACGUCCCGCCCUCUCCAAGCAAUAA